Messenger RNA from Ostrea edulis (European flat oyster), 2524 nucleotides. Its product is annotated as small conductance calcium-activated potassium channel protein-like. The transcript has a single exon. Gene Ontology annotation, molecular function: calmodulin binding; small conductance calcium-activated potassium channel activity. Gene Ontology annotation, biological process: potassium ion transmembrane transport. Gene Ontology annotation, cellular component: plasma membrane; neuronal cell body; neuron projection. Bases 667 to 2028 code for a protein of 453 amino acids. Lineage: Eukaryota; Metazoa; Mollusca; Bivalvia; Ostreida; Ostreidae. The record is from RefSeq and is a predicted model, not a curated record.
UCAAGUGGUAAUAACGCAUUGAAUUAUUAAUGCAAACAUUUAUAAAGCAAGCCGUCGAUGUUGACUGUGGUACCUUGAAAGGUGAAAUAAGCGGCGAAAUAAUGUUACGGAUGACAAUGGAUGUUAAUUCUCUCAGAGCUGGCAAUCGAUGGAUGGAGGAAAAUAUAAACAAUGGAUAUUUCGGUUUCAUUCGCCUAUCGAUCGCGUGAGUUGGAGCGAUCAUUUAUAAAAUAAUGUAGAAGCAUGGUUUCGAUAAGAAAUGUAGACACUGAAUUGCUAGUGGAGGGAGGAGAUUCAGUAGUGUAUACCCUCAUGGAUUGAACAAUUUAUUGAAUAGAUGAUACUGUAGAUAUAAUUAUGCAGAAUCAAGAAAUGUGAGCUUGAUGAAUCAGGUUUUCCGUGGAACACCGCAUCACUCUGUGAUAGGAGGAAAACGAUAAUAUAUAUAACAUUGACGGAACUGAAAAAAAUUCAAUAUUUGUCGUAUGGUUGGAAAGCUUUCAGGGUUGUGAUUUUAGCGCACUGUUAACUGUGUUCCACAAUUAUUAAAUUAUCUUAUGGAAAUUAUAUGCUGAAAUAAAGAAUGGAUAUAAAGAUGUUGGAGAAGAUGAGACUGUAGGUGUACUUUAAUGAAUUAUAGAAAGAAGUGACAACGAUUUAUAGAGGAUGAGUUCGUUAGUAGAAAAUCCAGGAAUUCCCCUUGUUGGGUUAAACGGGAAAUUAAAAAAGUACAGGACUUUAGAAAACGAACAAGGGGAUCCGCCUUCAGGCCGAUUUGAAACAGUUGGUAGCAGGUUAGCAAGACGAAAAGAACUCUUUGUAAAACGAAAACGGUCCAGUGAUGUAGCAUUAACUUUCGCAUUAGUGGGUAUCCUUUUAAUGGUGACACAAACAGAGCUGACAGCAGGCAAAGUGUACCACCGUUCCUCUCUACCAUCUCACUUAAUGAAAAUGGCAAUCACGGCAUCUACAGUGGCAUUGUUAAUCUUCCUAGGUAUAUAUCAUCGUUUGGAUAUACAGCUAUUCAUCGUUAACAAUAGUGUUGAUGAUUGGAGAAUAGCAAUGACCGCUAGAAGGGUCAUACAGAUGACGGUGGAAUUCAUUGUGUGUUCCAUUCAUCCAAUUCCUGGGAAUUUCUACACUACUUGGCCGGCUACUGUGGCUGAGGGGGAACAUCACAGACGACUCAUUGUUCCUCUUGAUACUAUACUUGCACUCCCAAUGUUCCUCCGACUUUUCCUAGUAUGUCGAUUUAUCAUGUUACAUAGCAAACUCUACGAAGACGCUUCUUCCCAGAGUCUUGGAGCUCUGAAUCGUAUUCACUUCAAUUUCAGGUUUAUUUUCAAGUCUAUGAUGACAAUGCAUCCUGACUAUGUAUUAACUAUCAUCAUGAUUGUGUCGUUUUUGAUAGCAAGCUGGGCGUUAAGAUUGUGUGAAAUGAGCGACACCGCAGAUGAAUCAGUGCAUUCAAAUUUUCUGAAUACGAUGUGGUUAGUCGCUAUUACAUUUCUCUCCGUGGGUUACGGCGACAUUAAGCCCAGUACAUACUGCGGCCGGGGGAUCACUGUCAUAACAGGAAUGAUGGGGGCUGGUUGUACAGCUCUAGUCGUUGCAGUCUUAGCCAGAAAACUGGAGCUCAGUCGUAGUGAAAAAUACGUACAUGACUUCGUUCUUGAUGUGGACCUCGACAAAAGGCUAAAGAAUGAAGCUGCUAACGUCAUGAAGUCCGGCUGGUUUAUUUACAAAUUUCGCAAAGUUAGAGUGAAUACUUCUAAAGCUCUAAAGUACCAGACGAAGUUAUUGGAAGCUAUUUAUAACAUUCGCCAAAUCAAAGCUGCACAACGACGUUUAUUGGACGCUUCCGUUACUCUGACCGAGAUGAAUAAAACUCAAAAUGAUACGAGUAGAUCCGUAGAGCUCAUACGGUGUAAGCAAGUGACAUUAGAGGAGAAGGUGGAUAAUUUAGAGUCCAAAAUUAUGUCGCUUCAUGAUAAGAUCAACUCCAUCCACAAAGCCUUGAAGGAAUAGGUGAUUUAUAUACUUCGACUACUAAAUGUUUAUUAUUAUUCAAAUUACAAUAACCCCUCCAAAACAAUAUAAUACUCCUUAGUAAACUCAUUACAGAAUAAAUGACUCUGAAAAUAUAGCUUAUUGUCAUCGUAAAAGCUUUAAAUUGAUAAUUAGAUUUAAUAUACAAAUGUAGUAAGACAAUUGAAUUACAAUGAACAGAAAAUGAUAUUUUGGAUAAUUCGAAUAAUCUUACAUGUAUAUUUGACCAUUUACUUAAAUAGAUUUAAGACUUCAUCAAAAUAAACAUUACAAUCUUUUAUUUUCUAAUUUGAUUUACUAUAUGUUAGAAACUUAAUUUCAUUACUGCACUAAGAGCUUAGAUACCAUGGUUACAACUGUAGCUAUAUAAAUUUGAUAUAUAUUGACUUAUCAUUGCAUUAUGUGUGCUUUAUCAAAUAUUCAAUUGCAGUGUAUACUUUGUAUGGUCCUCUCAAAUGAACUUCUAAUAGCAGCA